AUGGCAGAGUGAUGACAUUGACAACACGCUCAGGCACCGGGGAAGAUGUCUCGAGGUUCCAGCGUCAGUGAUAAAGAAGAGCAUCUGAAACUAGCGUCUGUUGUUAAAGGUGUGCAUGCAAAACUUAGGAGAGAGCUGCAGGAAAGUAAUGGUGACUUUGAUAAAGUGUGGAACGAGCACUGCUCUAACCAAGAUCUCCUCACAGAAUAUGCUGAGGCGAUGCACCAUCUGGCUGUUGACCACUGGAGCAAAAAUCCUGAGACGCGAAUCCAUUGGUGUAGACGCACCUGCUUGGAAUACUUCUUGGAAGGGGGGCUGAAGAGAGCACUGGAUAAGGAAGAGAGACAGAGGUUGUUCAAUAGGCAGUUCUCUCACCGCGACUCCAUGAGUAGUCAGACGAGUGAUGACUGUGAGGUAUCAACGUCUAACGUGAUUGUCACUGAUGGUCAGGUGACACACACAUUGUUUGUCAAACACCCCGAGACUGCCAGCGAUGUGGAGUUAUCAACAGCAUUAUCAAACUUACAGUUAUUUGGUCAAGAAUCUGCUCAAACAACUGACACUUAUCUUCUGGAGGAGUCAUCCUAUUGUGUCUCCUGCCAAAGAGCAAAGGACAAUAUAGAUCAACUUGAUCUCUCCCACACUGAUCUCAAUACGAAGACUGUACAAGAAUUCUCAGACACUGACAAGAAAGUUUACCCAGUGCAAUGCAGGCAGUGUAACACCAAAGUGGAAACAAUGACUUCUAAAACCAGUGACAUGAUGAAGCUGGACUCAGAGAAGUUACAACAGAGAAGUGGCAAUACAGAGGCUGAGACAACUGCUCAGUCUCCUCCAGCUAGGAGAAGGAAACUACCAGACUCAUUUCCUACGGAUAUAUUACAAGCUACUCACAUUCUACAACCAUGGCAACUGCCCCCUGAGCCAACAUCCACUGAGAAAAGCCCAGUUCUGCCAGCUGAAGAAACACCUACAGAGGCUGAACAAUUCCCAAGUGCCAUGAGAUUAACAGACACAGCUCAUAUGGCUGAUUCAAGUACAAAACAACAUUCAGAACCCCCCAGUUGUGAGCCUCAGCCUGAUAUUUCCACCAGAGAUCAGCCAGAGCCCCCCAUAUGUAUCCCCCACUUGAACAGCCCUGCCAAGGAACACUCGGAGCCUCCCACUCAAAGCCUCCCAUUGAACAGUCCUACUAAGGAACAACCAGAACCCCCCUUUCGAGGCCCCGCAGAUCUCUAUGACAACAACAACUACAGUGUGUCACCCAGUAGUGAGGUCCAGUCUCUGCCAUCUGUGGGCAGCCAGUCCCUGGGGGGUCUGUCCAGUUCGUCAGGGAUGGACAGUGAUGGUUUUUUUGUACCCUCUGACCAGGAGGCGUGGAGGUCCAAACAACACCAGCUGUCCAAAGGAAAUUACACCUCUGUAACUCUGCCAUUCCGGGGAAGGAUUCGCCUGCUAGAUGUUGGCAGCUGUUUUAAUCCUUUCAGGGAGUUUGAGGAAUUCCUGGCACUGGGUAUAGAUAUCAGUCCUGCCGUAGAGUCUGUGUAUCACUGUGAUUUCCUUCACCUAGAACUGUCAGAGCCUCUCCAACUCGCUGUGGACACCAUGGACUCCUAUCUCCAGUCUGUCAAAGAUCCCAUAGAGAGGCUCCCUGCGGAGUGCUUCCACGUUGUUGUCUUCUCUCUUCUCUUGGAAUAUUUCCCCUCAGCGUAUCAAAGAUGGCUGUGCUGCCAGAAGGCCCAGCAGCUGUUGAUGAUCAAUGGUCUCCUGUUGGUGAUCACACCGGACAGCGGUCAUCAAAAUAGGAACGCUCCUAUGAUGAAGAGCUGGAAGAAAGCAAUCGAGUCACUGGGGUACAAGAGAUGGAAGUACGUAAAACAGGAACACCUGCACUGUAUGGCAUUUCGUAAGAUUCAUCGUAGCUCCACGGAGUCUUACCUGGUGGGUGACGUCACUCCUGACAUGAUGUACAUACCCCAGGAUUUCCAUGAAAUCAAGAUUCAGAGCAAGAACUUUGGGAUAUCAUUUAGUGACAACACUUUGGAGGAUUACAACUGUAUACGAGAGACUUUUAACGAGAUGCCAUUAGCUGAGGAAUCUGAGGAGGAAGAGGAAGAAGACUUGUGUUAACGAAGUCUCUGACUUUGUUUUGAGAAUUAUUAAAUCAACUUUCCAGGUGCUACUGGAAGAAUGUUAAUACGGGCUGUAUUAUUUAUCAGUAUUGUUGAGAUAAGUGUGACUUUACUAUAUAUAAACCCUAGGCUGAAACCAAGUAUGGCCACUUUUUUCAUUGACCCACAUCAAUACUUGACAGACCCAGUAUUAACUAUUGUAACAGUAAUUGCUUCAUCUUUUCAAUGGGGGAAAUUGUGAAUUUGAUAGAAUCUGAUACUGCAUUUUUUUUUUUUAAAGUCGUAAUUUCUUCAAAUUAGAACUUUCCUAUUGAGUGGUGGCAGCAAAAUUAAAAAACAGGCUACUCUUCAUUUCUGUACUAUGCAAUAAAAUCACCACAAAUGCCACAAAGAAGUAUUUAAAUUUUAUAAAAUAUAGGACAGUUCCGAUAUUUAAAUAUAUAUACAUUGGUCAUUUUCAACUCUGGCUCUCAGGGUUUUUGUAGGAACAGUUUGGUGGUCAUCCUACAACAUACUAGUGGCAUUGGACUAAUCUGAGAAUUUUAUAAGUAUUUUUUGGCAAUUUUCUGGGCCAUCUUGUUCAAAAUAGGCCAGUAUGACCAGAGUAAUUUUGGAACUUUUUUGUUUUCCUCUGUAACAAUUAUGCAAUUGAGUCAUUAUAGGAUGCUCUUAAAUAUUCAAUAGGUAUUAUAUUUAUUCAACAGUUAAGAAAAAAAUUGGUUUUAUUUUCUUUGUUAGUAUCAUGUUAUUGUUAAACUGAGCAAAAUAAUCGAAUUUAAGUUAUAAUAUCAGA
Molecule: messenger RNA, 2925 nt
Organism: Lingula anatina
Lineage: Eukaryota; Metazoa; Brachiopoda; Lingulata; Lingulida; Lingulidae
Biological process (GO): negative regulation of TORC1 signaling
Source: RefSeq, a predicted model, not a curated record